Messenger RNA from Racocetra persica, 523 nucleotides. NCBI's taxonomy places the organism in Eukaryota, Fungi, Glomeromycota, Glomeromycetes, Diversisporales, Gigasporaceae. The record is from the annotation of a GenBank genome assembly.
AAGAACGUUCAAAACACACCAGUUCCAAUUUUUACCACUGCACUUAAUUAUGUUUCAGAAAAUACUUCUGAAGAAAGUGUAGAAAUAAGUGCACCAAGAUCUAAAAUAGCACAAAAAUUAGACUUUUAUAGAAAAAAAGCUGCAGUACCAAAUACGGUAAAAGCUAUACAAAACUGGAUGAAGAAGUUUAAUGAAUUUCAUUGUUCUUAUAAUUAUGUAAUACCAAUUGAAGCUAUUGAAGAUCCCUAUUUAAUAGAGCAACAAAUAUGUGAAUAUAUUGCACAAAUGUCCAAAAAAGAUAGAAGUGAAUACAAAGCUAAGACAAUUAAACAAGCUAUUGAUAGAAUAAAUAGAUUUAUUAGCAAAAAUAGUGCAAUUCAUAGUUUUAAUUUACAUGACAAGUAUCAGUUUCUAGACUUACAUGAUAUUUUAAAUAGUAAAAUGAAAGAUUUACAGGAAAAAGGAUUAGAAGAAAAGGAAAAAUCAAUAGCUUUAACGGCCCAACAAGUUAAAGAAAUUCUUA